This is a messenger RNA of Serendipita indica DSM 11827, 1026 nucleotides long. The record is from the annotation of a GenBank genome assembly. NCBI's taxonomy places the organism in Eukaryota, Fungi, Basidiomycota, Agaricomycetes, Sebacinales, Serendipitaceae.
AUGGAUGCAUCUCGUAUGGCCAAUGACCUGCAGGAGCUUCAGCGCAUCUUUCCAGGAGCGGAUUCAGCCCUCCUCAAGGACUUUUACGAACAAUCUGCUUAUAGAUUGGAUCUUACUAUUGACUUUCUGAUGGCGGAUCCAAGCGUGGCUGAGAAGCCUGUGGAGCGGCCUAUCCACAACGAGGCUAGAGGAUUUCUUACACAGUCCCAACAAGCCAGCAGCAGCGGCGGACCGAGGGAGAUUCAACGUUAUGCUCGGCAGGUUGCCUCUGUUCCCUAUGUGGUUCAUCACACGCAGGAUAUCAAAUGCCUAGGAUGUGAAACAUUGGCUAUGAGAGGCGGUCUUUUUUGCUCUCCAGACUGCAUAUCGCGAUAUCUGCAGAGAAGCCCUUUGGCGCCGCUUCCCCUUAAUCAUCCCGUUCGUGGUGAUAUUGAGAGCCAGUUCACUGCCGAGUGGAGACACGAUACCCCGUGUCCCAAAGUUCAGUUCGUCUACGCCAUUAUCUCUGCUCCUGCGACAGCAGAACGCUAUGCUGCAUAUCGAGACCUGGUGGAAAGCAAACGACGGUGUCAGGAAUUCAACCUGAAGCCAGGCGAGUACACGAAGCGAUCUAGGGUGCCCACACAUGUUGGCGAAAAGAGCACUGAACUGUGCGAUGAUGAGCUAUGUGCACUAUGCCAGAUUAUCAAGACCUCCUUUGAUGUAGCAAAGUUUGGAAAGCGAUGGGGAAGAUUUGGCACAGGCAUUUAUACCUCUGCAACGUCCUCCAAGUCCCAUGACUAUAUUCGCAACCGCAGCCGCAAUCUCUGGAAGCUGAGAACUGCCUCACCCUUUCAAGCAAUCUUGUUGAACCAGGUCGUCGUUGGGACCAGCAAGCACCUGCAAGUAAAUGCUGAUUAUCUCAAACGUCCGCCAGAAGGCUACGACUCUGUUUCUGGAGAGGCAGGGAGAGACCUAAACUAUGAUGAGACGGUGGUAUACUCCAACGAGGCAAUUCUUCCAGCCUUUCUGAUCCUCUAUGCAUGA